UUUAGCCAAGUAAAUAACCAGAUGUGCCAGGGCCAACUGAGUGGCAUUGUCUGCACCAAGACCAUGUGUUGUGCCACGAUUGGACGGGCCUGGGGCCACCCGUGUGAGAUGUGCCCUGCCCAACCUCACCCUUGCCGACGAGGUUUCAUUCCCAACAUCCGAACCGGAGCCUGUCAAGACGUGGAUGAAUGUCAAGCCAUUCCUGGCCUGUGUCAAGGUGGCAAUUGCAUCAACACGGUGGGUUCUUACGAGUGCAAAUGCCCUGCUGGACACAAGCAGAGUGAAACCAACCACAGAUGUGAAGAUGUGGAUGAGUGCGGCGCGAUCUCCGGCGUGUGCGACGGCGGCGAGUGCACCAACACAGCAGGCAGCUACGUGUGCACGUGUCCACGCGGCUUCAUGACCAGCCCGGAUGGAUCGCGCUGCAUCGACCAGCGGAUCGGGACGUGUUUCUCCGCUCUGAUCGGGGGCCGCUGCGCCGGGGAGCUCCCUGGCCAGUACACCAAGAUGCAAUGCUGCUGCGACUCGGGGCGCUGCUGGGCCAUCGGGCAGACUCCAGAAAUGUGCCCCGUCCGGGGCUCCGAUGAGUACCGCAGGCUCUGCAUCGAAGGACUCCCGGUGGUGCCAGGGUUCCCUGGGAGCUUUCCAGGAAUUCCUGGAUUUGGGCCCAAUGGUGUUGGGCCAGGAAUCAACGGGCCCGGAGGCAUCGGACCAAAUGGGGCAAAUGGACAAGGAGGGAUCCCGGGUCUGCCUGGAAUGGGCCCAGGAAGUUCGAGCAUCGGAACUGCCACUUUAAACCAGACCAUUGACAUCUGCAAGCAUUUCACCAACCUCUGCCUGAAUGGCCGCUGCAUCCCUACCCCGUCCAGCUACCGCUGCGAGUGCAACAUGGGCUACAAGCAGGAUGUGCGUGGAGAGUGCAUCGAUGUGGACGAGUGCUCCAGCAGCCCCUGCGUGCACGGUGACUGUGUGAACACACCCGGCUCCUACCACUGCAAGUGCCACGAAGGCUUCCAGAGCACCCCUACCAAGCAGGCUUGCAUCG
Messenger RNA from Tinamus guttatus (white-throated tinamou), 1045 nucleotides. Lineage: Eukaryota; Metazoa; Chordata; Aves; Tinamiformes; Tinamidae. The record is from RefSeq and is a predicted model, not a curated record.